GGGAGCCUUUUACCACCCUUUUUUUCAGGCUCCAUGUACACACAAAAUGCAUCAUGCACCAUGAAACUACAAGUGUGAAUAUUUUGGUCAAAAAAGUAAGAGAUAUAUGAAUUGCAGCUUUUGUAUUUAAUUUAUAGGCUUCAAUUCACACACAAAGUCUAUACGAAGUCAUUUCUUGCUGCUUUGUUUUUUUUUCUCUUGGGGUAUAUUUUAGGUUAAAUAUGUAGAAGGCAUGUGAUGUUGAUUCACAUAUCAUUGCACCAUCCUGCCCUUCUUCUACUUCUUCUCCUUCCUCUUUUUUACCUUAACCACAAGAAGACAACUUCACCUCUCCUUCCCCUCCUCCUCUUAUCUGGAGUUGGCAGAAGGGAGUCAGGUUUUUGCAGGUUAGUUCAUGGCGUCUAUCAACAACUGGCUUGGUUUCUCUCUGUCGCCUCAGGAGCUGCCUCCCUCGGGCGCCGGCGACUGCUACGGCGGCCUGUCCGGAGAACAGGACGGGUCUUUUUCCAUCUUGGAGGCGCUCGACCGCCCGGAGCACCGUCACCACCAAGGUUGGAGCGCGAGGAGUAGCUCCUCCGAGCUGUCGGUGUUGGUUGGGUCGGGCAGCAGCAGCAGCCGGCAGGCGGCGACGGAGGGCAUCCAGCAGCCGCCCAAGCUCGAGGACUUCCUCGGCGGCGGCCACUCCUUCUCCCACCACGGUCACAAUAUGUUCGACGCUUCUACCACUGCUGCCGCCGCUAGCAGCAUCGGGCUCUCCAUGAUCAAGUCUUGGCUGCGGAACCAACCCGCGCCGGCGGGGCCUGCGCCGCCGCCGGCGCCGCUGAUGGAUUGCGGCAGUCUCGGCGACGCGGGAGCGGCGGUGCCGGCCGCGAGCUCGCAGAGCCUGUCGCUGUCGAUGAGCACCGGCGCCGCGGCCUCCGGGAGCGGCGGCGGCGGAGAGAACUCCUACUCGCCGGAAAGUAACAACCACAAGCAGAAGGAUCACGGGGAGGCCACGGCGAGGAAGUCGAUCGACACCUUCGGCCAAAGGACGUCGAUCUACCGGGGAGUCACAAGGCACAGAUGGACAGGCAGGUACGAAGCUCAUCUUUGGGACAACAGUUGCAGAAGAGAAGGCCAAAGUCGCAAGGGUCGCCAAGUCUACUUAGGUGGCUAUGACAAGGAGGACAAGGCAGCCAGGGCUUAUGACUUGGCCGCCCUCAAGUACUGGGGUGCCUCUACGACUACCAAUUUCCCUAUAAGUAACUACGAGAAGGAAUUGGAGGAGAUGAAGCAUAUGACAAGGCAGGAAUACGUUGCCUCUCUUAGAAGGAAGAGUAGUGGAUUUUCUCGUGGCGCCUCCAUCUACCGUGGAGUAACGAGACAUCAUCAGCACGGAAGAUGGCAAGCUAGAAUAGGAAGGGUGGCUGGGAACAAAGAUCUUUACCUUGGAACCUUCAGCACCCAAGAGGAGGCGGCAGAGGCCUAUGACAUCGCGGCGAUCAAAUUCCGCGGCCUGAAUGCAGUGACCAACUUCGACAUGAGUCGAUACGAUGUGAAAGCAAUCCUAGAGAGCAGUACUCUUCCGAUCGGCGGCGCCGCGAAGCGACUGAAAGAGAUAACCGACCACACUGAGGCGAGCAUAGAUGGCCGGAUGACCGAGGACGGCAGCAUCGCCGACACCAUCAGUAGCUAUGGCUCGCACCACCAUGGCUGGCCUACGAUCGCCUUCCAGCAGGCGGCUGCGCAGCCGCUUAGCUUCCACUAUCCUUACGGCCAGGCCGGCCGGGGGUGGUGCAAGCAAGAGCAGGAGGCUGUGAUCGUUGCCGCCCAAAGCUUGCAAGAACUGCAGCAGCUCAAUUCAGGGAGCAACACCCAUAAUUUCUUCCACCAGCCAGCCGUGAUCCCCAACCUCAUGACCCUGGACUCGUCCUCCAUGGACACUAUCAUCGCCGGAAGCGCAGGCGGGGGCCUCGUCGGAAGCUAUCAUCAGGUACUGGAUAGCACCGGGGGAGGAGGGGGAUACAUGGUGCCCAUGAGCGGCAACAGCUACGCUGAAAGUGAGCUAGCUUCUGUCGAUCCUUAUGCUGCAGCAGCAGCUGCCAGGAACAUGUACUACCUGCCGCAGCCGCCGCAGUCCUCGGCCGGCAUGCCGGCGGUGAAGGAGACCGGUUACGAGCAGAUGAGUGCGUGCAACAACUGGAUGAUGCCUCAGGCCGCAACAGCACCUGCAGGGAACAAUGUGGGUACUGUCUGCCAUGGAGCUCCUCCUCUUUUCACAGUCUGGAAUGAUGCUGCCUAGCUAGCUAACUUCAAUUAGGGCGUGCAGACGAUCGAUCGACCGAUGACAGAAGGAUUAAUAACAUAGUUGGGGAAUUAAAGAACAUUCUAACUAGUUAACUAGAUGUAGCCAUUGAUUUAAUUUAUCUACUCCACCAUGCAUGCAACUUUUCUCGUGCCAUAUAUCAUCAAGAUCAUCACUGUCCUGGAGCUUGGUUAUGGCUUGUGAGUUCGAUCACAAGCUGUGAAUUUUGGGGAUCUCCAGAUCUUUGUAAAUUAUUCCAAACGUACGUGAAAGUUGCAUAGAUUUAGUAA
This is a messenger RNA of Zingiber officinale, 2574 nucleotides long. Its product is annotated as AP2-like ethylene-responsive transcription factor BBM1. The record is from RefSeq and is a predicted model, not a curated record. Gene Ontology annotation, molecular function: DNA-binding transcription factor activity; DNA binding. The coding region runs from base 395 to 2281 and encodes 628 amino acids. Gene Ontology annotation, biological process: regulation of DNA-templated transcription. Lineage: Eukaryota; Viridiplantae; Streptophyta; Magnoliopsida; Zingiberales; Zingiberaceae. The transcript is spliced from 9 exons.